AAUUCCUCUCUCGCUCAGUCGCUCUUGCUCGCCCGGCUUUCGAGUUGCUGCACCUUCCCGUUUCGUCGGCCUUAUCGUCUCCUCCUUCUUUCACUUUCUCCUUCGCUUCCUUCUUCUUCCUUCCUCUCUUCUUCCUCUCGAUCUCCUCUUUCUCCUCCAUCCUCUCACCUCUCUUCCACUGACUCCCUUACCUCUCCAUCCAUUGCUCUCUUAUCUGGUUGUCAGACUUGUAUUCAAUUCCAUCCCAUCUCAUACCCAUCUAUCUUACGUCUUGCAUUCGCCAGCUCUUCUGUCACCAUGCUUCCUCUCGUCUUGAUGUCUCUGGCUGCUGUGGCCACCGCGUCCAGCAACUACACCCUCCCCAGCAAUUUCAACCUCAGCGCUGUCAGCUACACUGAAAGAAGCUCCUGGUGUACUGCCGAGCGCAAUUCUUGCCCCGAAAUCUGCGGUGGUGUCGCCAUUAGCAACUCGUGCGAUCCGAGCUCCUUGGACUUCUCUUGCGUUUGCUCCAAUGGCUCGACUGCCGAUGUGGCUGAGUACACUCAGACCAUUCCGUUCUUUGUUUGCGAGGAAACCUACGCUCAGUGCAUUGAGGCCUCCUCCACCCUUGAUGAGCAGGAGGAGUGCCAGUCCACCCGCGACCAGGACUGUGGCACCCUGAAUGCGUCGGCCGUGUCCACGGAGUCGUCGACCACCACGACGGCCACCUCGUUGACCACGGCCACCAGCACGGCGAGCAGCUCGAGCGACCAGUCGACGACCGCGACUAGCACGACCAGCAGCACUUCCUCUUCGUCCACCUCCAACGCGGCGGUGCGUCUGGCGCAGGAGCACGCCACGGGCCUGUUGGCGACCGUGCUGUUUAUUGGACUGCGCCUGGUGCUGUAAAUGGAAUGCACCGGGGACUGGUCUCUGAAAGGGAGCGCAUUAGUAAAAGAAAGAUUGUUUGUAACCAUGUUGAGGUCGGCUUGGCUGUAAUGG
This is a messenger RNA of Aspergillus ibericus CBS 121593, 981 nucleotides long. RefSeq lists its product as uncharacterized. The record is from RefSeq and is a predicted model, not a curated record. Lineage: Eukaryota; Fungi; Ascomycota; Eurotiomycetes; Eurotiales; Aspergillaceae. Bases 298 to 888 code for a protein of 196 amino acids. The transcript is spliced from 3 exons.